Saccharomycopsis crataegensis is the source of this 792-nucleotide messenger RNA. Its product is annotated as SGNH/GDSL hydrolase family protein. Lineage: Eukaryota; Fungi; Ascomycota; Saccharomycetes; Ascoideales; Saccharomycopsidaceae. The record is from RefSeq and is a predicted model, not a curated record. Bases 1 to 792 code for a protein of 263 amino acids. The transcript has a single exon.
AUGGCUACUCCUACCAAUGUCACUUACAAAUUGACCUAUGACAAGUUUCUUCUCUUUGGAGAUCUGAUAACCGAAUACUCAUAUUCUCCUCUACCACUAUACCCAACCGGGCAUACCACCACCCCAGAGUUCAACUUUGGGGGUUACUUGACCGAUAUCUACACUAGAAAGUUGGCCGUCACGCAGAGAGGUUAUGCUGGUUACAAUUCGGAGCAAGCCAGAGUGCUCUAUCCUAAGAUCUUGGAUAUUGAACAUACAAAGGAUUCCAAAGUCUUAUUUUCCACCAUCUUUUUCGGCACUAAUGACGCUACCAUGGGGGAUUCUGCCCAAAGUGUCGAGUUAGAAAGAUACGAGGAAAACAUGAGAUUCAUUAUUCAAACUGCGUUGGAUCGUGAUAUCAAGGUGGUGGUGUUUGGUCCUGGGUUCCACGAUCCUGAACGUUGGAGCAUUCGUUUGACCGAAGUUGAUAUUGCCGGUGGGAGAUUCAGAAGUAAUGAAAGUAAUAAGAUCUACUCUGACAAGUUGCAGCAAGUGUGUGAAGAAUUAAAGGUACCAUUUGUUUGUCUUUACGACAUGUUUGUGGCCUACGAAGGUGAUUGGAAGAAAGACUUGUUGACCGAUGGUAUCCAUUUCACUGGUAAGGGCUACCAACUCAUGACCGAUGGCCUCAUGAAGGCUAUCAAGGAAAACUAUCCCGAAUUGUUGCCUGAGGCCUUGCCAAUGAUUUUGCCACCUUGGAGAGAACUCGUCACCACUGAGGAGCUCCCUGGAGUUAUUGAAAACGCCAAUUGA